This is a messenger RNA of Acipenser ruthenus (sterlet), 9135 nucleotides long. RefSeq names its product centromere protein C. The record is from RefSeq and is a predicted model, not a curated record. Gene Ontology annotation, molecular function: centromeric DNA binding. Bases 324 to 3641 code for a protein of 1105 amino acids. Gene Ontology annotation, cellular component: kinetochore. The transcript has 22 exons. Gene Ontology annotation, biological process: spindle attachment to meiosis I kinetochore; kinetochore assembly; attachment of mitotic spindle microtubules to kinetochore. NCBI's taxonomy places the organism in Eukaryota, Metazoa, Chordata, Actinopteri, Acipenseriformes, Acipenseridae.
UAACAUGGAUUGCGCAUGUUUUGGGCUUGUUUUGAAGAACGAGGUCGCUAUUUUUCUGUCAGAAAUCAGGCAACCUUGGCGUCAGUGUUCUGAGUCUGACGUUGUGUUGUUGUCAUCGAUGAAGUUGAAAAAGCGCGCGAGGUGUUUCUUAAGUUUUAAUAACGUUCUCGAGCACACAGAAGUGUUCCUAAUCAGAAGUUGUUCCUAAUCCUGUGGGAAUAGUAUGGGGUGAAGGAGCCGCUCUUGAACCGUUUAGUUUAAUAAUACUAGAAAACAACACGGACACGAUUUUUUCAGAGGAAAGCAAAUUAUACCAGGACAAAAUGAAUAACAACCUGCCAACCCUGGCACGGGCACCAGUUCGGCUUCGGUACAUAAAUCAUUGGGUCGCUGAAAGGCAAUCAGCUGUUCCAAAGCUAGGGGAAGAUGUAAUGGAUCUUGUGGAAGAUAUUUUUGAUCACUUAGAUUCUCCACAUAGUAUAAAUUAUGACUAUACUCCAAUCCCUAAGAACUGGUCGACUCCAAUAAAUGUAGAGUCACUUUCACAGAGAGAAAUGGGAAAUGAGAAAUCUGCUUUGGGAAAUGCAAAUAUGAAAAAGACAGUAUUACCAAAGGUGCUCUUUGGAGAAGGUAAAAGUAUAAAGAAAACAAAUGUGAAAGGGAGAAUAAUCAGCCAAGUGGACAAGGCAAAAAAGAGCAGCUUGUCCAGAGCCGAUAGCAAUAGUGAGGAUCCCUCUUCUGCACUCCUUCGUAGCAUGCGACUGAGAACACCAAGCACAUGGUGGGCAGUGAAAUCUGACAACCAUGAGGAUGUAGAGGAUGGCCUGUCAAAUACCUGCAGUUUCAACAGAGCUCCUUCUCCUAGUUCUCCUUCUAAUGGAGGCUGUUGCAGUCACCAGGAGCAGACACAGAAGCCUAAACCAGCUGUAGAGGUGGUUUGUACUUCCCCUGCUGCUUCUGUAGUUACUUCAGUCUUGAAAGAUGACGAAAAUGAGAACAGCAUACAAGGGUCCCCUCUCCUAUUAAAGAAUCAAACAGAACAAAGUCCAAAGAAAAUAUUUCUAUUGCCUGUAGUUGUACUGAAAAGGCUAACUUUCAAUGAUGUAGAAGCUCCCCCUUUGGAAAGUGUUUCUUCUCCAAAGAGGCAGAAUAAGGAACCAUCAGGUACACCUACACCACCUAAAAGGCAGAUGCUGGUAGUAAUGUCUCCAACUUCAAAUGAAGAGAAAAGCAAACCAGGUAAACCAGAUGCUGCUUUGUUGAAAGUGUCUGAAAAAGUGAAGAAAUCAAGGUUUCUCCAGAAAGAUUGCCACCCUGAAAAAAGAAGAAUAAAGCAUCUGGUGCUAACUCCUCCAAAACCUCCACAAAAUGAUUUGGUGGAUGAUGAUUUCAUUUUUAACGAUCCUGAAGAUUCUACAGUGUAUUCCUGGAUUACAAUUCCAAAAAAGAAAAAAGAUCCUCCAGUACAGACAACACAGCCUGAACAGAACUGGAGAGACCAAAAGAAAAUAAAUGAUGAGCCAGCAGCCACAAAGGCAAAUAAAAACCAAGUAGAAGCUAAGCAACAAAAUACAGAGGCAGCUGCAAUGAAAAAGGAAAAUGUGACGAAAAAGGCACCAGUAUCAAACACAGAUCGGAGAGAGGCUUCAGAAAUACAUAGUGACUCUGAUGCUGAAGAAGGUAGCCUUGAAGUCAUAAAUAAUCUGCAACAAACUGAGACAAAUGCUAAUAAAAAAAAUGGCAAUCAAGCCCAAGUCCUGUAUAAAAUAACAAAGGUAGCAGAGACCAAAAGGCAGAACAAGGUGAAAGUGCCUAAAUCAAUGAAAAACAAGAGCGUAGAUAGUGAAUGUGGAAGUGAACAGGCCUUAAUGCUUUGCUUACCUCAACUGUCUCCAGAGGAUGUGCAGCCUGCUGGAAUACAAGGUAAAAACAUGAAGGAAACACAUUUAACAAAAAGAAGAAAUAAGGGUAAUAAAAGAAUGACCUCUUCAGGACCUCAUUAUUCAGAGAAAGGCUCAUUUAAAAGUAAAAAGACUGAUGUGAAACAGAGUAGUGGUCGGGCUAACAAGGGUAGGGCUGAGGAAAGCAAAACGUGCAGCCUGUCGAGUGCAAGUGCAGGCAGCAAAGUUGAACACUAUCGGACUAGCAGUCGGCAGAAGACAGCGCCUGGUACCUGGUGGAUAGUGAAAUCAGAUGAGCAUACUGCAACUAUGAAGAAUUUACCUGAACAAACACUGAUUUCUAAAGUACCAAAAGCAAGUCGACAAUUGAAGCUCGGACCUGGAAAAAUCCCAGAGUCAAUACUUAAGAAAAAUGAUUGCGAGUCAACAAGGAGCACUGAUGUUCAUGAGUCAACAGCAGAAGAGAAUGAUGAUUCUGAGGAGGUUGUGGGAGAUUGGGAGGAGGAAGAAGUUAAUGAGCAAGUUGAUGAUCCUGGGUUUUUUAAACCCACAAAGAACCAGACUGCAGCAGUCCAGAGAAAAUCCAGGUUGCCAUCCUUUAAAGAAUCUCUUGCACUGGGAAGUUAUUUAUAUGCUACUAGCAACUUUAAAACCUCUUUGGCUUCUUUCAGUGAUGCCUGUGCUCCUGCUCCAGUUCCAAGCCGAGGGAAGUCCAGUACUAGUCCAGUACCUUCUACAAGCAAGGGACAGAUGACAAUUCGAUCCCCAGUUUUGUCUGCAAAGGCUUUAAUACACAAAAAUGACCCCAAAAGUAUCGACACACCACAGGUGCAAAGAGAUUUAGAGACAGACAGCGAUUCAUGUUCGGAAGGAGAUUUUCAUCUGGAGGGUGUGGCCCCACUAAGGGAUCCACAAACAGAGCAGUUCCAUUCUGGAGCAGAGGAUGGCGCAAGUGAAGAUGAACAAGGGAUGUCAAGCCAAGGAUCUCUGUCAGAGAACUCAGUCAUUGAUCUUGAUCAACAUCAUAGUGGACUUGAUCUUAAGAGGUCUGCGCCAGUUGUCAAAGGUGACCUGAUUCAUUUUGAGGGCUUGACAUCAGUGCUACCAACAAAUACUCCUGAAAGAAGAUCAGAACAAGGGGAAGAAAGGGAGGAUUACCGGAUUACCCAGCCGGAAGACUUUGUUGCUGAUGAUGUCCCGUCUCCUGAACAACAAGAGCUGGGACAGCCUUCUCAAAGUCAUGACUCCACCAGAAGACCCUACUACAAAUUAAUUCCAGGUACUCUGAGUAAUGAAAUGAUGGCAAAGCUGUAUUGUUGGCUCUGUGGCCCUGGAGAACUGGCUGCCCAAGGAAACUAUAACGAAACCCGGACUAAGCUUCAAGACGAGAAUGGAAGAGUUAUUACCAUUGGAUGUGUGAAAAGUAUUGAUAUGCACAAUUUCAAGUGGUACAAAAUGGCAAAUAAUUACAUGGGGAUCUCAAAAGACUUAGCUGAACCCACAUUUACGCAUGGUAAAGUGCUGCUGGGACCCUACAUGGAAAAGCCUUGUCAAUAUGUACAUACUAGUACAAUGGUUUUAAAUGUCGUGACUGGUUCCGUUAAUGUUUACAUUCACCUGUCAAAAUACGAGCUAUCCACAGGAAAUGUUUUCUAUGUUCCCCCUGGUAACAUAUACAGAGUCAUUAAUAUUACAGACCAACCGGCUCUUCUUUAUUUUACCAAAAUAAAAGUAAGAUAACUUUGCUGAAAUGAUGGUGGACACAUAGUCUAAUCAAAGAUGUAUAAAUGCCAGUUUAUUGAGAGUAUUAGAAUUUUGAGCUCUGCAAUCUGAUUUGUGUUCAUUAAAGUUUUAAGAAUCGUUUAAAAUGUUGCUUUUGCAUAUGUCAAGAAAAUUGCAUAUGCAGUUGACAUGAAACUUGGUAGUUCUGUUUUAUUUAUCUUCUUUUGGUUGACUUUUGGUCUCUAACUGGUUUAAAGUUGAAGUCUGAAUUAUCCAAACCACUUGCUCAAGCAAUAAUUGGUCCAGUACAAGCUGUAUAAAGACUGUCAGGAAGGACCAUCUGUGAGUUCUGUCAUUUUGAGUGAGUUUUGUUAAUUUAAUUGGCUUGGGUAAUGACUACAUAAUCUUCAGAACUGCUUUACUUGGAUUACAAGUAGUUAUUCCACAAUAUAUGUCAUGGCAUUGACACCUGAUUGGUUCACCUAUUGCAGGCAUUGUAUAUUAUUGGAAGUUUGUUCAAACUUAACAUGUAUAUGUUACAAAACAUUGUGAGGAAUACAGUUUAUUUGUGUAACGGGGAACUAAACACUUGGCAGGGCCAUUUUUUGUGUUGAUGCUGAUUUGUACAUGCUAUGGAUCAUUUUGUAUUUGCAGCCUUUUAUGUUCAUUAUCCAUUGUGUAGUGUAUAUUUUGAUCAUUUUAAUUAAAAUGUAUUUUGUUAAAUACUGUACCUUUCAUCUGUGCUGACACAAUUCUCACAAUUAAAAAGCAGAUAUGUUAUGGUUAUGAAACUAUUGGAACUGUUUUAUUGGUAAGAUCUAACUGUAUUUAACUUUCAACACUGCAGAUCUGUAUAAAGGCCUAGUAAAAAGAUAAUGCCAAUUAGAACUGCUGAAAUGCUAUUGCAGUAUAGGAAAUAUAACUACUCAAAACAGCUGACCAGUAAACUAAUCUUGAGGAUGCCAUAUAUUUGUGCAAUUUGUACUUCCUUUUUUAAAUGGCCCUAGGUUUAUCUUUUUCUAGUUUAUUUGAUAUUGAUAAAAAUCAACCAACAGUACACUUGACCAGGAGAAGCCAUAGCUGGAUUAGUGCAUUUUAUUUUAAGUCAUUUAAAUGUUACAUGUGGCUACUACAGCAGUUGCUUGGUCAAAUUAAAGCUAUGCACCAAAAAUAAUUUUAACUUAUUAAUCUAUAUAUAUAUAUACAUACAGUCACCUCCAAAAUUAUUGGCACCCUUGAUAAAGAUGAGCAAAAAAGGCUGUAUAAAAUAAACAACACAGGUAAUGAGCUAUAUUUUAUGCUCAAAUAUAUGGGAAAACCAUAUUCUUUUAUUCUAAUACAAUUGCUCAGAGAAAAAGGUUUUUAUUAACAAGUAAUAAAAAAUUCUCAGAAAGACAGGUGUCAGAAUUAUUGGCACCCCUAAAGAUUCUUAUAAAUGAAAUCAAACAAAAUUAAAUCUGCAUUAACAUUCUACUUCUUUAAGUUCAUCUCAGUCUUAAGGAACUGGUAGAGGACGCAAGUGUAUCUUGCCCCCACGCACAGUGAGGCAGAUGGUUCGGGAGGCAAAGGGAAAUCCAAGGGACACAGUUGGAGAAUUACAGAACUUGGUUGCAUCUUGGGGUCACCAAGUCUCCAAAUCUACAACUAUUAAUGAUUCAAGGCUAUUUGGAAGGGUUGCCAGAAAAAAGCCUUUAUUGAGAGCAACCAACAAAUGUAAGCGCCUGGAGUUUGCUAAACGGCAUUGGCUUUUCGUUUCAAGUUUAGAGUUAGUUGGUUAAAUGGUUUGCAAACAGAAGCAGUUUGAUGUUUGGGGCACGUUUUGGCAAAUUUGGUGUUAGCCAUUUUGAUAGUAAAAUUUAUCGCAGCAACUUCUGUUUAGCAAACUUGAAGCGGGUGUGGUUGCUGAUGAUGUAUGCGAAGUUUCAGAUCAAUCGGUUCACCGCUUCCCAAGAAGAAGAUUUUAAAAGGUUUUUAAGGAAAUGCGUCAUGCGGCCAUCUUGCUUUACUCACAAACACUAUUUUUGAAAAGGUCAAUUGUAUUGACACAGGGAUAAUGCUUGUCAACUUUGGAGUUAAUCAACUAAACUGUUCAACUGAAGCAGUUUAAAAUUUAAGAAUGAAACGUAGGUCUGGCCGCGAUCUUGUUUCACGAAAGAACACCAUUUUUCCAUAUUUGAAUUCUAUUAUCGCCAGGGUGACGCCUACCAAGUUAGAAGUUAGUUGGUUAAACGGUGUGCAAACAGAAGCAGUUUGAUAGUAACAUUUAUCGGAGCAACUUCUGAUUUGCAAACUUAAAGCGGGUUUGGUUGAUGAUGACGUAAGACAAUAGUGCACAACAGAGGUGAUUUGGCUUAGCAGUUUAGGUACAUUACGGUAUUGAUACCUUUCCUGUUAUUCUGCAUCACAAUCAUAAGUACUGUAUACAGCGGUUAACGCUAUGUUUGUGUUCCUAAACAUGAAGAAAAAGUCAAUUUUCAUAUGAACACAUUUUUCUACUGCAAACAUGCUUCUAAACCAACCUAUGAUACCUGCAGCCUUAGCAAAGUGUCUGAGGAAGAUCUUUUUGUCAACUGAUACUGUAUUUUAAUAAUGGUUUUGAGAGAACUGUCAAUGACACAGAAUACAAGUUUUCAUGUCUCAAUUAGCAGAAACGUGACUGCAGCAGGAUAGCCUACUUACUCUCAAAGUAAUUUAGUUUGAACAAGUUAUUUACAGUAUUCAAAGUUUUUUAGGUAAGUGAAGAAACCUUUUUUUUUUUUUUUUUUUUGUACGAACUCAACGUGUAAUAAUCCUUAGUAACAACAUUGGAAGCUCAGGGUUCUCCCCAGGAAUUCUGUACAGCCGGGCGACAGAAUAUUAUAGCCGGGAGCACUUAACGGAAAAAUAAACUUGCCUUCCCUUAAUAUGACAAAGAAUUUGAAUAAUGUGUUGUCUUUCGUUGACUACAUCUGGUUGCUCUUUUUUAUGUUCUACAUUUUCUUUUUCAUGACUGUUUUUUAUUAUGAUAAAUUACCGUGCAUAUUUAGGCACUCUACGAUUUGACUGGGGAAAGAUAACUUAGGUUUAUUGUUUUUCGCUGUUCUGCAACUGUUCAUUUUAACCAUUUUUUAAAUUUAAGUAAGCAUGAUGUGUCUUUCAUCUGCUGCAGUAAGUUUCCUUGGCCGACCACUGCGUCUACGGUCCUCAACGUUGCCCGUUUCUUUGUGCUUCUUCAAAAGAGCUUGGACAGCACAUCUGGAAACCCCUGUCUGCCUUGAAAUUUCUGCCUGGGAGAGACCUUGCUGAUGCAGUAUAACUACCUUGUGUCUUGUUGCUGUGCUCAGUCUUGCCAUGGUGUAUGACUUUUGACAGUAAACUGUCUUCAGCAACCUCACCUUGUUAGCUGAGUUUGGCUGUUCCUCACCCAGUUUUAUUCCUCCUACACAGCUGUUUCUGUUUCAGUUAAUGAUUGUGUUUCAACCUACAUAUUGAAUUGAUGAUCAUUAGCACCUGUUUGGUAUAAUUGUUUAAUCAUACACCUGACUAUAUGCCUACAAAAUCCCUGAUUUUGUGCAAGUGUACCUAGAAGAAUUGAUGCUGUUUUGAAGGCAAAGGGUGGUCACACCAAAUAUGGAUUUGAUUUAGAUUUUUCUUCUGUUCACUCACUUUGCAUUUAGUUAAUUGAUAAAUAUAAUCUAUUAACAUGUCUAUUUUUGAAAGCAUUCUUACUUUACAGCAUUUUUUCACACCUGCCUAAAACUUUUGCACAGUACUGUAGUUCAUGGACAGUAACGUUUAAAUGUAUAGGCAUGUCUUUUGUAGUUCAAAUUGAAUCUCUUCUUUUUAAGGAAACUAUAACGAAACCCGGACUAAGCUUCAAGACGAGAAUGGAAGAGUUAUUACCAUUGGAUGUGUGAAAAGUAUUGAUAUGCACAAUUUCAAGUGGUACAAAAUGGCAAAUAAUUACAUGGGGAUCUCAAAAGACUUAGCUGAACCCACAUUUACGCAUGGUAAAGUGCUGCUGGGACCCUACAUGGAAAAGCCUUGUCAAUAUGUACAUACUAGUACAAUGGUUUUAAAUGUCGUGACUGGUUCCGUUAAUGUUUACAUUCACCUGUCAAAAUACGAGCUAUCCACAGGAAAUGUUUUCUAUGUUCCCCCUGGUAACAUAUACAGAGUCAUUAAUAUUACAGACCAACCGGCUCUUCUUUAUUUUACCAAAAUAAAAGUAAGAUAACUUUGCUGAAAUGAUGGUGGACACAUAGUCUAAUCAAAGAUGUAUAAAUGCCAGUUUAUUGAGAGUAUUAGAAUUUUGAGCUCUGCAAUCUGAUUUGUGUUCAUUAAAGUUUUAAGAAUCGUUUAAAAUGUUGCUUUUGCAUAUGUCAAGAAAAUUGCAUAUGCAGUUGACAUGAAACUUGGUAGUUCUGUUUUAUUUAUCUUCUUUUGGUUGACUUUUGGUCUCUAACUGGUUUAAAGUUGAAGUCUGAAUUAUCCAAACCACUUGCUCAAGCAAUAAUUGGUCCAGUACAAGCUGUAUACAGACUGUCAGGAAGGACCAUCUGUGAGUUCUGUCAUUUUGAGUGGGUUUUGUUAAUUUAAUUGGCUUGGGUAAUGACUACAUAAUCUUCAGAACUGCUUUACUUGGAUUACAAGUAGUUAUUCCACAAUAUAUGUCAUGGCAUUGACACCUGAUUGGUUCACCUAUUGCAGGCAUUGUAUAUUAUUGGAAGUUUGUUCAAACUUAACAUGUAUAUGUUACAAAACAUUGUGAGGAAUACAGUUUAUUUGUGUAACGGGGAACUAAACACUUGGCAAGGCCAUUUUUUGUGUUGAUGCUGAUUUGUACAUGCUAUGGAUCAUUUUGUAUUUGCAGCCUUUUAUGUUCAUUAUCCAUUGUGUAGUGUAUAUUUUGAUCGUUUUAAUUCAAAUGUAUUUUGUUAAAUACUGUACCUUUCAUCUGUGCUGACACAAUUCUCACAAUUAAAAAGCAGAUAUGUUAUGGUUAUGAAACUAUUGGAACUGUUUUAUUGGUAAGAUCUAACUGUAUUUAACUUUCAACACUGCAGAUCUGUAUAAAGGCCUAGUAAAAAGAUAAUGCCAAUUAGAACUGCUGAAAUGCUAUUGCAGUAUAGGAAAUAUAACUACUCAAAACAGCUGACCAGUAAACUAAUCUUGAGGAUGCCAUAUAUUUGUGCAAUUUGUACUUCCUUUUUUAAAUGGCCCUAGGUUUAUCUUUUUCUAGUUUAUUUGAUAUUGAUAAAAAUCAACCAACAGUACACUUGACCAGGAGAAGCCAUAGCUGGAUUAGUGCAUUUUAUUUUAAGUCAUUUAAAUGUUACAUGUGGCUACUACAGCAGUUGCUUGGUCAAAUUAAAGCUAUGCACCAAAAAUAAUUUUAACUUAUUAAUCUAUAUAUAUAUAUACAUACAGUCACCUCCAAAAUUAUUGGCACCCUUGAUAAAGAUGAGCAAAAAAGGCUGUAUAAAAUAAACAACACAGGUAAUGAGCUAUAUUUUAUGCUCAAAUAUAUGGG